Molecule: messenger RNA, 1388 nt
Organism: Beta vulgaris subsp. vulgaris (sugar beet)
Lineage: Eukaryota; Viridiplantae; Streptophyta; Magnoliopsida; Caryophyllales; Amaranthaceae
Product: probable RNA-binding protein ARP1
Exons: 5
Coding region: 234-1121 (295 amino acids)
Molecular function (GO): RNA binding
Source: RefSeq, a predicted model, not a curated record
AAAAGCCUAUUCAGCAUAUUCUUACCUGUCCAUUACCUGUCUAUGUUCUCUUCUCUCCAUCCUUUCAUUUCUUUUGUUUAAAUUAAUUCCCACCACAUUACUCCAGCUCCUUCAUUAUAUUUUCCUCUUCUUCUCCUUCACUCCUCUAGUCUUUCUACUCUAUUCUUCAUAAUUCCUCUCAAAAAAAUUCUCACUUAUAUUACUACCAAACACUUCCUUCUUAACUCAUUAAGAUGACAAUGAGCGACUACAACAACAACAACAAUAAUGAUAAAUCGCCAUUUGGUGAUACGACUCUUACCAAGGUUUUUGUAGGAGGAUUAGCAUGGGAAACACCUAAACAAGCCUUGUUUGAGCAUUUUGAAAAAUAUGGUGAGAUCUUUGAGGCUGUUAUCAUCUCUGAUAAGAUCACUGGCAGAUCCAAGGGUUAUGGCUUUGUGACCUUCAAGGAGCCAGAGGCAGCAAAGAAGGCAUGUGAGGAUGCAACACCAAUCAUCAACGGGAGGCGAGCAAACUGCAACCUAGCAGCGCUCGGGGCUCGCCGCCCACCUCGAUCAUCGUCGACAACUCCGCAACCCCAUCAUCAACGUCAAGCAUCCAAUGGAAGCAAUGGCAGCGGAGGUAGUGGUGGCAAUGCAUUAAGCCCCACCUCAGCUGCUGCGCCACCUGCUGGUCAUGUGCAGUGGUAUUAUCCAGCUGCUGUUGCUUCUGGUCGUGCUACUUCACCCACCCCAACGACACCGUUUCAUGCCCAUCAGCACCAUCAAGCUGUUCCCUUCUAUGGGUAUUCUCCUACCUACAUUGCAGCUGAUGUUGGCUACAAUCAUAAGUUAAGCUACAGUGGUGGGGCCUACAUAAACGGGGGGCACUACCCACAGAUGUAUCCAGGGCAGGCUUUGAUGGCGGGAGCAAACACAUUGAUGCCAAUGUACCCAUUUUACCCUUACUCUCACCAACAUCAUCACCACCAGCAACCCCAUCACCAGGCCGCUAUGGGCCUACCAGCCCACAUUUUUCCACCCACAUCAGCUGGCCCAAUGACUGCUCCCCUUCCUAUUAUUACUAAGCCCACUACUCCUGUUUGCAUAGCCCCUCCUACAGUGUGCUUAACUGUGGAGUAGGUUCAGUUGGAGCAGGAAAGAACUUGAAGAAUUGCAGCUGAUAUUCAAUUAUUACAACCUAAGGAAGUUGGUGUCUUUGCCUCAGAAUCACAUUAUUAUCAUCUCAUCUGGGACAAGCUCUUCUUCUCAACUAAAACAAGAAAAAGGGAAAGAAAGACCUUUUUUUUAUUCAAUUUAAUUUGUUUAAUAAUUUUUUUAGUUAUUAAUCUUUAUUCUUAGGUAUUGGAUAAUUAAUUAAUUAAUUAAUAUAUUCAUUUAUUCUCUCUU